CAUUAUUCCAAGUUUUGCAAAUAUAUUUCGCUAAGGAUAACAAGAAAAAAACACAGUAACAUGACAGGUGUAGUUUUCUUCGUCGCUGGCAUCCUGUCAAUCACUGUGUCAAUCACAGCCAUAACUACCAAUAGUCUUCUCCUCAUUGUCAUCAUCAAGAAUCCACUUCACUGCCUUCGCAAGCCGUCGAGUGGCCUGCUUGUCGCCCUGGCUGUGGCUGAUUUCUUGCAAGGUGUGAUUGCUUGUAGAAACCUCGCACAUGACGCUUUAGAAGCCUACAUAACGGGAACUUACCAGAUUCCGGGUCUUCGGUCUUACCAGUUCCUACUAGGCGUCUUCACAUUUACGUUUGAGAUUAUGGUUGUCAUAGCAUUAACAAUGGAAAGACUUGUCGCAAUUUAUUUCCCAAUAUUCCACAGAAUCCGCAUUAACUUCAAGACAUCAAUCAUCAUUACGAUUGCACUAAUUGUCUACUCUGUUUUAUUUACUUUUAUUCAAUUCACGAGCAUUACACCAAUGGCCUACGACAUGGCGGAUAUACUAUUACACCACUUGUUGCCAUUGGUUACCGUACCGCUGGUCUACGCUAUUAUCCAACGAAGGCUCACAAAACAAAAUAUUGCCUUCAAAACAAAUGAAAAAUCCGAGUUUCGAAGACAACAUGCAGAAAGGCGACUCGCAAGCACGGUCCGUAUCAUUGCGCUCUUGAUGUUAUCCACCCUGACCCCUUACUUCGUUAUCAUAGUUUUGAUGUCUUAUUGUGGCUCAUGUGAUUAUUCACUCUUAAUCAAAAGCUAUCUUGUCUCCCUAGUAAUGUUUCAAUCCAACUCCCUUAUACACCCCUUUGUUUACGGCUGGAGGUUACGGCAGUACCGCAACUCUUUCAGGGCAGUUUUUGCAACUCGUUGGUUGCGGGGUUCUGGAAGAAUAGAUGUAAGAAUGAAUAGCAUCUCAGCCAUGAAGAUAGAUAGUUUAACCAAUCAGUGCCCAGAUCGCUUAACCAAUCAGGGCCCAGAUAGGUGGACCAAUCAGAUCCCUAACAGCUUAACCAAUCAGAGUUUGAAUAGCUUAACCAAUCAGGGCCCAGAUGGCUUAACCAAUCAGAGCCCAGAGCCAGAAUAGCUCAACUAAAGAGAAUCAAGAUGCGGAGCGACGAAUCAGAACAAGGAUAGCCCAACCAACCAGAACCCGGACAGUUCAACCAAUCAGAACAGAGAUAAAAGGACCACGACUAAGUAGACUGCAGACAAGCUGUAGCCAAACAAAUUGGUGGUCUGCGUAGGUGUGAUGGAAUCAGGCUUAUAAAUGAACUCGAGGUUUUUAGUGAUAUGUUUACAUUUCUCUAAAAACAGAGUAGUUUUGCUAACAUUUCAAGCACUAGCCCACGUCGUUAUUCGUAUUCUUCGAUCAUUUAUCUUUUGCUUCUAAGGAUUAAUGCUUUUACUUCUAGGGCUAAUGCUAGCCUAACAUCGCAGAGCAGUCACUAGGCUUACCUUAAUUAAUAUAUGCGGACAUAAAAAGGUAAACAUAUCAUCCCUGAAGUUACUUGGUUUUGUUUCAUAUUUCUCCUUCCACUACGUCACUUGAAGACGCCAAAUAGCUUUUCAUAUGAUACUGUGAAACGGAUAAACAAAAUGGUCUAUAUUAUUCUUCAAGUUUUUUUUAUUUCUCCGUAACGUAGAGAAAAGUCACAGUUAGGAACGCAGACGAUAUCGUUGGGAAAAAAGAUAAAAAGCAAUAGGAAUAAUUUCUAGUCUGCCCGUUUUAAUAUAAAAAGAUCUGCUCCCUUUAGGCAUGCGUAAUGGCGGCAGAACCAUUGCCUCCCCUCUCCUCCUCCCCUCUGAAACAGUGGUGCGGCUAAAAAGAAGACUGCCUAUUCGGCCCGUUACUCGAUACUCCCUUGAAGUUUUUACUUCUCCUGUCUUUGAUAUUGCAUCGAUGGCCACACUUUAUUCAUAUGUUUUUCAAAAGUAUAAUAUAUAGCAAGUCCAUAAAGUGGUGCGUGGGAAAAUGUUUUGAAAAUAAAGAGAGGAUAGCAUAGGAUUGUUUUUCAGCAGUUCAAUUGCUAAUGUAAGGAGAGAGUACCAUACCACCACAGUGGUAUGAGAGGGUACCAUACCACUUGAACAACAAGUUUGAGUGCCAUGUCGAAGAAAGAACAAAACAAAAAAAUUAAUACUCGUUUUUUAAUGUUCAGGUUAUACGUCUAUUAUACGCAUUUAAGCGUCUUUCCUACACAAAGGGUUCGGUAAAUUCUUCGACAUACGGUUCGAUGUUGUUCGAAGCAGUACCACCUUUGUACGGUUCUCCAAACACAGGCCUCAUAGCACCUCCUUUUCUCAGGAUCACUCUCGUCUACAAAAAAAUCAUCAAAAAACAUAACAUAUUUUUGGAAAAUUCUCGCAUAUAACUUAUAAGUGCUUUUUGGUAAUGUCCUAAGAUAUGGAUUAAAUAUAGAAGGUAGAACUUGGCUACGGCCAGAAAAAUCUGCUGAAAGAAUGUCAGGAUUUGGGUACAUGCUUACAUACAAUCGAUCCAUUUCCGUCGUCCAUGAAAGCAAUAAUUUUACAAGUUAA
Molecule: messenger RNA, 2576 nt
Organism: Nematostella vectensis (starlet sea anemone)
Lineage: Eukaryota; Metazoa; Cnidaria; Anthozoa; Actiniaria; Edwardsiidae
Product: melanocortin receptor 3
Exons: 2
Coding region: 61-1122 (353 amino acids)
Biological process (GO): G protein-coupled receptor signaling pathway
Cellular component (GO): membrane
Molecular function (GO): G protein-coupled receptor activity
Source: RefSeq, a predicted model, not a curated record